Messenger RNA from Recurvomyces mirabilis, 366 nucleotides. RefSeq lists its product as uncharacterized. Lineage: Eukaryota; Fungi; Ascomycota; Dothideomycetes; Mycosphaerellales; Teratosphaeriaceae. The transcript has 2 exons. The coding region runs from base 1 to 366 and encodes 121 amino acids. The record is from RefSeq and is a predicted model, not a curated record.
AUGGUCGGAGACAUGGACUCAAUGAAGGUCGGAAAGGCUAGAGUGACGAGUUACGAAGAUCUCCAAAAGGCACGAAUGGAUAAAGCCGUGAAGGAAGCCGAGAAAGAGGCAAGGAAGUCUAGGAACGUGACCUCGAACGUCGAAGACUCCGGUGUCAAGCCGACGGUGAAGGCGGCUGAGGCCAACCCAAUGCAAUGCAUAGAAACCGAGCAGCUUGCAGCACAAGGGCAUGCCUCGAAGGAUGAAAAGAUCAAUUCGAGUCACUAUGGCAGGCGCAACAGCACCGAGACACAGAUGCUGGGUGGGGCCACAUACCACAUAGUCAAGCACAAGUUUUCGCGGCUUCUCUCGACUGCUUUUAAAUAG